Nothoprocta perdicaria is the source of this 2893-nucleotide messenger RNA. RefSeq names its product transmembrane protein 67 (gene TMEM67). Gene Ontology annotation, biological process: cilium assembly. Bases 22 to 2751 code for a protein of 909 amino acids. Gene Ontology annotation, cellular component: ciliary transition zone; MKS complex. NCBI's taxonomy places the organism in Eukaryota, Metazoa, Chordata, Aves, Tinamiformes, Tinamidae. The record is from RefSeq and is a predicted model, not a curated record. The transcript is spliced from 27 exons.
GUCUGUCAGCCAGGGUUCAGGAUGGUUUCUAAUAAUGGUGGGCCAUCUGUUACUUGUGAAAAAUGCCCAGAAAACAUGAGUGGAGUUACUAAAGAUGGGUGGAAUUGUAUUACUUGUCCAAAAGGCCUAACUCCAGAAGGAAAAUGCAGAUGCCUUGAUAAUGAAAUACUAGUGGAAAGAAGUAUAGAUGGCAUUUUGCUAAAUGAAGCCUUAUGURUACAGUGUAAUGGAAGUGACCAUUCAUUCUCUGCUUCAGAUGCCCUAGGAAAUAGGUGUAUAAGAUGUGAACAAACAUUCAUCAAUGCAAGCAAGUCUUGUGACUGCAGCAGCCCUAAUAUUUUAACUGGRGGAUUAUGUUUCAGUGCUAGUGAAAACUUGCCCCCAAAGGGAAUUGCAACUGUUCGUUUCGGACAGAUAGGUAUAACACUGAUAUCAGCAUGGUUUCUGAAAAACCUACAAGCCUCAGCCUCUGCCUGUUGGCUGUACUCCAAUCUAACAGCGUGCCAAGCUCUUGGAAAUAUGUGUGUGAUGAAUAUGAACUCAUUAACUUCCUCAAAUACUGAUGCCUGUGGUUUGUUUCAGUAUAUUUAUGCCAACACGGCAAGGCUAGGCAUUGUUCAUUCAAUAUCCUUCUGGAGACAUAAUCUGCCAUGGCUUUAUUACGGUGACCAGCCAGGAUUAGCAUCUCAGGUGCUCGAGACACAUUUUCCUACACGCUUCAGUUUUAAAGGAGCAAAUAAGGAUAUAAAACUGCAAUUUAUUGCAGCCUCCUUUGAUGCAGAAGGAAACUUUCUUAAGUGGCAGAGUUUGGAAGGAGGAGUCUUACAGCUUUGUCCUGAUACCCAAACUAAACUGAAUGCAGCCUAUGUGUUCGGAACAACUUAUGAACAAAAUUGCAAAAUUCCAAUUUCAAAGAUUUUAGUGGAUUUUGCUAACCCAGUCUUUUAUGACACAUUCCUUCAAUAUAAUGAUGAUGAGGGAAAGCAGUAUCUUUGGGAUGUGCCAGUUUUAAACUUGAAUCUUCAAUACAAUGAAAUGUUUGUGAAUCAAGGCAGCAAUAUGAACAACUGGCUUUUGACGCGUCGACUUUUUCUGGUGGAUGCACUAAGUGGAAAGGAUAAUGACUUGGGAAAAUUGCCAAGAAUAAUUCGAAUUGCUAGCAAAAUAACAAUAAGUGUUCGUCUGGCAACACCUACUCAGAAGGGAACUAUCUACCCACCACUAAUUACAGUUGCUUACACGGAUGUGCUUAUCCAAAACCCUGACACCCAGAGUGUGACGGUUUCCUUCUCGGUCAUUUAUGAGAUGAAUCAGUCAGAGGCUCAGAUUCAGACUGAUAUCGCACUGGGUGUGUUGGGGGGACUUGCAGUUUUGUGGUCCCUGCUCAAGACUGCAGGCUGGAAGAGGCGAACGGGAAGCUCCAUGAUUGACUUGCAGACAGUUUUGAAGUUCUUACUGUUCUAUGCUGGAGACCUUGCCAAUGUUUUCUUUGUCAUCACAGUGGGUACAGGAAUUUAUUGGCUUCUAUUCUUCAAAGCUCAGCAAUUUGUCUCUGUCUUUUUACCACUUCCAUCUCAAGAAGAAGAUUUUGUUACAUACGUGGGAUGUGCUUUUAGUCUGAAGGCAUUGCAAUUAUUACAUAAAUUGGUUUCACAACUUACUGUAGAUGUUUUCUUUAUUGACUGGGAACGACCCAAGGGGAAAGUUCUUAAAGCAGUUGAAGGUGAAGGUGUUGUAAAAAGUGCAGCUGCACCUGUGAGUAUAUGGAGGACAUAUUUUAUAGCAAACGAAUGGAAUGAAAUUCAGACAGUGAGGAAGAUAAAUCCCCUCUUUCAAGUGCUUGCAGUUGUUUUUUUUUUGGAGGUGGUGGGAUUUUCCAACCUGGCUUUAAUGGAUUCCUCCUCCAGCCUGACACGGAGCAGCGCGGGUUACGUGGCUCCCUGGAGCCGCGUGCUGAGGUUCGGCGUCUCGGCGGCGCUCUGGCUGGCCAUUGCCUUCCUCCAGAUUAUAUAUUUUGCCGUGUUUUAUGAAAGAUUUGUGGAAGAUAAGAUUACACAAUUCAUUGAUUUGUGCUGCAUGAGCAAUAUUUCAGUGUUUCUCCUGUCACACAGCUGCUUUGGUUAUUAUAUCCAUGGCCGCUCUGUGCAUGGACAUGCGGAUACCAAUAUGGAAGAAAUGAGUAUGAAUCUAAAGAGAGAAGCAGAGAAUCUGUGUAGUCAGAGGGGUUUGAUACCAAAUACAGAUGUCCAGACAUUUCAGAUUUCCAUUUCAAGGAAAAUGAGACUGCAGUAUGACAGGAUUCAUGAAACCCUAACAAGGAGACGUGGUCCUGCUAGACUGUUGGACUCAUCUGCAAAUACUUUUGAACAAAAUAUCAAGGCAUACAACACCAUGAACAAAUUUCUUGGUUCAUUUAUUGAUCACGUUCAUAAAGAAAUGGAUUAUAUUGUAAAAGAUAAGUUGCUGCUUGAACAAGUUCUUGGCAUGGAGUUCAUGGAACCAAUAGAGAAAAGUAUCUUCUACAAUGAUGAGAGACACUCUUUCACUGAUGUUCUCUAUUAUGGCAACGAGACGACACUGCUCAUCUUUGAUAUCCUGUUUUUCUCUGUUGUGGAUCUGGCUUCCCAAAGUUUUGUUUUAGCAGCUAUUCUCACAUACUUGCAACAGGAGAUAUUUAGGUUUAUUCGUAAUACAUUUGGACAGAAGAAUUUGGCAUCCAAAACCUUGGUGGAUGAAAGAUUUCUCAUUUAAUUGAUUAAGAAUCACAGAAUCACAGAAUGUUCAAGGUUGGAAGAAGAGGAGGAGCUAAUCAUGSAAGUCAUAUCCAGGAGCAAAGCACCUCUGAUCUACAGGUUUACUGUAGUACACUUUUGAAUAGUAGUGUGAUGAUUUU